Molecule: messenger RNA, 814 nt
Organism: Lymnaea stagnalis (great pond snail)
Lineage: Eukaryota; Metazoa; Mollusca; Gastropoda; Lymnaeidae
Source: the annotation of a GenBank genome assembly
CCUAUGGAUGCAAUGACAAGGUCCUCCAGGAUCUCGUAUGCGUGCGCCUUUGGCGCCACGUCCCAUCUCGUCUAUCAGAUCAUCCUACACGGCCAGUUCCCCGUUGACUUUACCGACAUUUCAUACACAUCAAGUAAGCCGACUGUAAGGUUAACCUCUGGUGGAAAGAGCGAUACAAAGAAAGCAUAGCUCCUAAAACAAUUACUGUGAAUAAAUGAUGAACAUAUCAAAGUGAAAAUAGACACUAAAUAUAAUAAUAAUAAAAAAAUUACUCCAUAUGUUGACUUAGAUAAUAAUAACUGUAUAUAUGUACAUAAACAGUGCCAAGGUGACGUUAACAGUACGCUGAUACAAAGAAUAGCAACAAAUUUAUUUAGUUUAUAGAAAUGACCCAGAGGCGUAGCGAGGGGGGCAGGGGUGACACAUGUCCAUGGGCGCCAGCUAGUGAGGGGCGCCAAAAUGUGUUUUGAUAUUAAUUUGUUGAUGAAAAUAAUGGGUUUGAGAGUUGAAAAAAAAAAUGGGCGCUUUAAUAUGGAUCUUGUCCCCGGGCGCGAAUCUUGUCCCCGGGCGCCAAACACCCUCGCUACGCCUCUGAAAUGACCCAAACGUUGAUGCGUCUCUGCCAAGCUUACAAAGCUUCACUCCCUGUACAGCUCUGAAAGUCGUCAUCUCCAUGCUCAUCUACGGUGUCGUGUUCUUGCCUGUGUUCGCAAGCCUGGCCCUGGACACAGCUUUCUCCUACGGCGUGGGCUCGCUGCACGUUUGGAUGUUUCUCGUUGUGGACGUUUUCCGCAUCAGUGAAUGCAGUUUGUCG